This is a messenger RNA of Aspergillus calidoustus, 453 nucleotides long. The record is from the annotation of a GenBank genome assembly. Lineage: Eukaryota; Fungi; Ascomycota; Eurotiomycetes; Eurotiales; Aspergillaceae.
AUGCGGUGGCCCAUCGUCGCAGAGUCGUUUGGGCCCCAUCUGUGCAACACCGAUGUCUUCAGUCCCAAGCCGAGCCAGUCUGCCGAGGACCAGCCUUACACGAGGUGGCAGGACCUUCGCAAGCGUGUCAUUGAGCAUAACGUGCGUGUGGUGGCAAAGUACUACACUCGCAUUCAGAUGGGUCGUCUAACUCAGCUUUUGGACCUGACUGAGGAGGAAACGGAAAAGUACAUUAGCCAGCUUGUCACUUCCAAGACGAUCUAUGCAAAGAUUGACCGGCCUGCACGGCUAGUGAACUUUGCCAAACCCCGUGAUGCCGACGACGUGCUGAACGAAUGGAGCAGCGACAUGAAGAGUCUACUGGGCCUCUUGGAGCGCAUUGAUCAUCUCAUUACCAAGGAAGAGAUGAUGGCGCGCAUCCUCCCACCUCGGGAAAAGGCAAAGGCUCGCUAA